Messenger RNA from Chelonia mydas (Green sea turtle), 4044 nucleotides. RefSeq names its product ribonucleoprotein, PTB binding 1 (gene RAVER1). Gene Ontology annotation, molecular function: RNA binding. The transcript has 15 exons. Bases 27 to 2423 code for a protein of 798 amino acids. The record is from RefSeq and is a predicted model, not a curated record. NCBI's taxonomy places the organism in Eukaryota, Metazoa, Chordata, Testudines, Cheloniidae.
CCUGCGGGCGGGCGGGAUGCGGGCGGAUGGGCGGGGUUACGAUGGCCCAAUCGGGAGGCGGGAUAUUGGCGCCGCUCCUUUCUGACCGUCUCCCGCUCUAUGGUCUCAGGAGGCGGAGGGCUCCCAAGAUGGCGGUGGUGUCCGUGUCAGGCGCCGCGUCGGUCCCCAGCCCGGAGCCCCCCGGGCUGGAGCCGGGGCCCGGCCCGGAGCGAGUCCCCGAGGAGGAGCUGCCCUCGCUGGACCCGGCCGAGGUGCGGAGCCGCCUGGAGCGGAGCUCGCACCAGUUCCGCAACCGCCGCAAGGUCCUGAUCCGGGGGCUGCCCGGGGACGUGACCAACCAGGAAGUUCAUGAUCUGCUGAAUGACUAUGAACUGAAGUACUGCUUUGUGGACAAAUACAAAGGGACUGCGUUUGUCACCUUGCUGAAUGGGGAACAGGCCGAGUCGGCCAUCAAGAAAUUCCACCUGAGCAAGCUCCGGGACAAGGAGAUCUCUGUGCAGCUGCAGCCCACGGAUGCCCUCUUGUGCAUUGCCAACCUCCCCCAGCUCUAUACGCAACAGCAGUUUGAGGAGCUGGUUCGACCUUUUGGAAACCUGGAGCGCUGCUUCUUGGUGUAUAGUGAGAAGACGGGCCACUCUAAAGGCUACGGUUUCGUCGAGUACAUGAAAAAGGACUCGGCAGCCAGGGCAAAGUCCGAGCUGCUGGGCAAGCAGCUGGGGACGCGGACUCUGUAUGUUCACUGGACCGACGUCAACCAGCUGACCGUAGACCUGGUUCAUUCCAGGUGCUUGAGUGUGGGCAAAUUACCCCCAAACUAUCAUGACCUGGAGGAGCUGAGGCAGGUCUUCUCAGCAAUUUCUGCCCCGACCUUCUGCCAGCUGGCGUAUGGUCAGGAUGGCCAGCUGAAAGGCUUUGCAGUCCUGGAGUAUGAGUCAGCAGAGAUAGCAGAACUGGUCCAGCAGGCCACAGAUGGCCUGCCACUCGCUGGGAGCCACAUCCGCGUCUCCUUCUGUGCCCCGGGCCCUCCUGGGCGCAGCAUGCUGGCUGCGCUUACAGCUGCACAGGUGACGGCACUUAAUCGUGGGAAAGGGCUCCUUCCAGAGCCAAAUAUCCUCCAGAUUCUGAACAGCCUGGGGAACCCCGCCUCGAUCCAGCUCUUACUCAACCCCCUACUUCACGGAGCCGUUGGUGGAAAACAGGGAAUCCUGGGCGCUCCGCCGUCCAUGCCGCUCAUGACCAAUCCAGCCCUCUCCACAGCGCUGCUUCAGCUAGCUCUGCAGAACCAAACUCAAGCACAGCAGAAGGCAUUGCUUGGGAACUCCCUGUUACUGCAGAACCAAGUCUGGACGCAGCUGCUGCAGAACAAGGAGAACCAAGCCAUAUUCCAUAAACCCGGGAUCUUGGGGGACUCUCCUCUCAGUUCUCUACAGCACGGCACCUUGGGGUUGGCGACUGCCCCGGCUCAGCCCGGAAGCUCGCUGCUGGGAGAACUCGCCUCAGGGGGGCCUCUGCCUGCUGACAUGACGCAGGGGCAUGUGAAGUCACCAAUCUUGCCUUCGGGGGGCAUGCCCCUGGCAUCCUUUCUGGGACCAGUGGGGACAGAUAGAGAGAACUCGGCAAUGGGGACGCAGGUGUCCCAGCUGACCCCAUCUCCUGGGACUCCAUCAACCCUGCCGGGCCUCACGACCUCCAUCCUGGGAUCGGUGAUCAGUGGACUUCAGAAACCAAAGCAGGUGGAGAAUGGGGCCUCGCUGCUGGGAGAACCGCCCAAAGACUUCAAGAUUCCUCUCAACCCUUAUUUAAACCUGCACAGCCUUCUUCCUGCAAAUCACCUGGGAGGUGGGGCCAAUAAAGCAUUUAAUCUGAAGACUGGAGUGCUCGGCAAUGUUUCCAAUCCCAGAAUCCCACAGCCUGCCAUGGCUGACCCGCCACUGCCCUCUUCUGGGCUGGCAGGAGAUAACUAUGCUUUUGACUAUCAGCCGGACUUGGGAUCCCGAAUGUAUGCCCAGUCGAGGGACCAUGCUGGGCCCAUCCUGGGCGGAUUUGGACACAGCAGGCAUAAGAUGUCUUCAUCUCCUGGAUUUGAGCGGAGCAGCUUGGGGCCACCCCUGCCGCCCUUCUACUCAGGAUCCCCAACCUCCUACUUCACCAGUGGCCUUCAAGCUGGGCUUAAACAAAGCCACUUGAACAAAGCAGUUGGGAUGCCACCUGUGGGCACUGGGGACAAUAUCCUGGGCGUGGGACCAAACAGCCAUUCCCACGGCUCCCACUCCAAGACUCCGAUCGGGGGCCAGAAACGGGCCUUCUCCCACCUGCUGCCAUCCCCGGAGCCCAGCCCGGAGGGCGGCUACGUCGGACAGCAUUCUCAGGGCCUGGGAGGGCACUAUGCAGACUCCUACCUGAAGCGGAAGAGGAUAUUUUAACCCCUUCCCUGCUGAAGCACUAUUGUCCCCUCCACGUGUAAAUCUGUACAAACUUUUUUUAACGUUAGUCUUGAUUUUGAGGUUUUUACAUGUGUGUGAAAGACUUGGCUUCUCUGAGUGGGGUGGGAAGCCCCACGGGCUUCCUGCCGGAGGAUGGGCCCUUCCAGUUACCCCCUGCUCCAGAACCAGCACCUCUCUGCAUCACGGGCAGCCAGAGCAGAGGCAAGUGCUCGGAAAACAUACUGUACGGGGUAAGGACAAAGCUCACCCCUGUGGCCCCUGUCACUGCUGCUCUCGGGGCCUCCCUGUGUUUCGUGGCCCACAAGGCAGAACCUGUUGGAGUCAUGCUGUAGUCUGAUUGCAGUAACUGGGAAUCUACACACAGUCCUGAGUGAGGACAGUAAGUCCUAGGGAGAUGCAUGUUCCCUGCCUUAAACUGCUGCUUCAGAGACAGGAAUGGAACCGACUCCAGCAGGUGCCUUCUGCUCACCGUAACGUGAGCAUGGAAGUUCUGGUAGCGCAGAGGUGGCGAUCUAGGGGGUGGCGAUUCGGAUACACGUACAGAGUUCUAGUUACGCCGUGGGACUCCGGAUCUGCCUGGUUCCUGGUCCCACCCUGCGCAAAGCCUUCGGAGCUGCAUCUGGGAUGCAGCGCUCCCUGGAGGCUCACGCUGAGCUUGAGGUCUCAGGCCCUGCCUGCCUCUCCAAAUUCCUGUUCUGUUUUGUUUUUGUUUUUUAAACCCUUCAGAUGCUGACAUUUUACACUUUUCUUUGGUAAUGAGAUUUGUAAGUUGCCUUUUUAAUUCAUGCUUUGGUUUUUAUUUCCUUUUUUAACUAGCUAGGAGCAGGAAUCUUGGUCCAUUGUAAAGUUGCUGAGCCUGGUCAUUCCUUUUUUUUAGUUUCUCCCUCCUGGGCAUGAACUUUUGUUCUAGAAGUUUCUUUUGGGGUGCGGGGAGUCAAACGUUUUCCUUGAUUUCUGUUUUGCUGAGCCUUUCAAUAGGAGCCAGCUGCAGCGUGGCAAACAGAUCUGCUUUCCCUGCAGCCAGGCAGCCUCCGGACGCUGCUUCCCAGGAAGCCGAUCUGCCUUUCCCCUCCUGUUGACCAAGCUUGGAGGGUGAUUGUGGUUUCGCAAUGUCCAACACAAGGCCGCCCUUGUGUUCUGUGUGGAACUAGACGCUCAGCCCUUUGCACCCUUUCUCCAGCUCCAUUUGUAAUAUCACAUUAAAUGCAGCUGAGCCGAUGUAGUAGGAUGCUGGCAGCUUUGGGUAUCAAGCCCUUAACAGUGUGUGCUGCUGAGAACGGGACUGUUUAAUGCCUUGGGACCGAGCCACUAGCCAGCUGAGAUAGUCGCGCAGGACGUAGAGUUGCAAAGCAAGCCGGUGUCCAGUGAUUGAGAACGGUGCCCUGGUGGCCUCUGUUGAGGGGAGAGUGAGAAGCUGCUUUCUCUGGGGAGGAUUUGCAGGUCUUUUUAUGUAGACUCCCCACACUCUUUUGAUUUGAGGUUUAUAAAAUUGCUACCAUGUUUCUACUAUAGAUGCUGUCUGGCUUGCUGUAUUUGUGGGGCUUCCAAGUCCUCGAGAGCUGGACAUUGCCUUUCCAAAGUAAAGAGAGAUUUAUAUCGA